GUGCAAAGUGGAAAUGGGGAUCCUAAGGAAAGAGAAGAAAAGCGCAGCCUCUUCUUCCUCAACUUCUCCUUGUGCCAAUCUCAGAGCUGCUUAUCACAACUGCUUCAACAGGUGGUAUUCGGAGAAGUUUGUAAAGGGCCAAUGGGACAAAGAGGAGUGUGUUUCCGAGUGGCAGAAAUACAAAGCUUGCCUUGUGGAACAUUUGGAGGAUAAACAUCUGAGUCGCUUCUUGGAAGCUGAAGGAUCUGCGGAUUCUGCCACUCAAGCUGAUCAGACUGAUCCAAAGGACCGUGAUUCUAGUGGUGUGUCUCAAUAGUUUUUAUUUUUUAUUAUUUUUUUUCAACGAGAUAACAAUAGAAUAAAUUAUUUACUGAUAGGUUUAUCUAUUUUUGUUCGUUGAAAUAGUACAGAAAGUUACAAAAUCAGAACUUUUCUAACAACAUCGGUUUACCCGCAAACUUUCCUUGAAAUUCAUGUCCUGGUUGUAAGCUUAUUUUAUUCUAAUACCUU
This is a messenger RNA of Morus notabilis, 510 nucleotides long. RefSeq lists its product as uncharacterized. The transcript is spliced from 3 exons. Bases 14 to 316 code for a protein of 100 amino acids. The record is from RefSeq and is a predicted model, not a curated record. Lineage: Eukaryota; Viridiplantae; Streptophyta; Magnoliopsida; Rosales; Moraceae.